Linnemannia hyalina is the source of this 978-nucleotide messenger RNA. The record is from the annotation of a GenBank genome assembly. NCBI's taxonomy places the organism in Eukaryota, Fungi, Mortierellomycota, Mortierellomycetes, Mortierellales, Mortierellaceae.
AUGUCGCAAUCACCAACUCGAUCAUUCACCACAAAUCCUGCCUAUGCUGCCAACGACGCAUGGACCACCUACCGUGGACCUCAGCAAAAGGCCACUUACACCACUCCCACAACCACCUACAGAACAACCCAGAACCCUGUCUACUACAACGCCUCAACAAAGACCUUCUACCCCUCGACCCCAAUCCGCUCCAUCACCCCCACCUAUACCCCAAUCGCCCUCCAGGACCCUAUCACCGUGACCAAGCCCCGCACCCUCCUCGUCGUCCUGGACCUUAACGGCACUUUGUUCUACCGUGCAAAGAACAACAAGCGCAAUGUCACCCCUCGCCCUUACCUGCAAGCCUUUCUAGAUUUCAUCUUUGAGCACUGCAAGGUCAUGGUCUGGUCCAGUGCCCAGCCCCACAGUGUCGAUGCAAUGUUGAGCUGUGGUUUUGGAAACCGUAUUUCGAAACUCGAACGUGUCUGGACCCGCAAUCAUUUCCGACUGUCCGAACAUGAUUACAACAAGAAGGUUUUGACCAUCAAGGAUUUGGAGUUCAUUUGGGACGCCAUCAAGGCUGAGAAGACCGGCGCCGCAGCAAAAGGAACUUCUACCGCUGCGGCGACUGUUGUCAAUAGUAAGAAAGCCAUGGAGGAUCAGCCCGAAGUUUUCGACCAGACCAACACUGUCCUAAUUGAUGACUCGUUUGACAAGGUCCAAUUACAACCCCACAACGGAGUCCAGCUCCUGGACUUUGACGAAGAUCUGGCCAGGGCUGGGACCGACUGUGAGUUGCUCAAGGUCAGAAGGUACCUCGAGAAGCUGAUCUACCAGAAGAACGUUAGCGCUUACAUGCGUGUCCAUCCCUUCAAUUCCAACGCUCCUCUCCACGAAGAUGAUGAUGAUGUGGCCAAGAAGAACAACGACACCAUGAACGCAAAAGAUGUCGACGAAUUGGCCGACCUCGCCAGCCGCCUCGAGAAGAGCAGUAUUUGA